GCCGACCCAGUCAUCCAUCCAACUCCUGUUCAUCCUAAUAUUGCACCUACCACGACUUCUUAAACACACCCUGAGCGUUGGCUUCUCUUUGCCCGCUUAUUGCUCACAAGAUCGCCGUGUGUGACGUGCUUAUUUGCCCCAAGGAAUCUCUAGGCUCAACACCGAUUAGUUUUCCCCCCGAUGGCAGCGCAAUUCUCGACUCAAAACGAGAGUCACAUGCGGAAGCAGGGCGGUGGUUACCUGCCAAUCGAAAACUAUGGCUUGAUAGGUAACAUGAGAACCUGUGCUAUGGUGGGCAUGGACGGCAGCGUCGACUUCAUGUGUUGGCCUGAGUUCGACUCACCAACAGUCUUCUGCCGUCUCCUGGAUAAGGAUAAGGGAGGCUACUUCAGCAUCCAGCCGGCUUCCCAUCUCAGCUGCACCACGAAGCAACAGUAUUUGCCAUCAUCUAAUAUCCUGCAGACCCGCUACAUCCACGAGGAUGGCGUGGUUGACCUUGUCGACUUCUUCCCCCGGCCGAAGAACGCCAAGGUUAUCUUCAAGGGCCCCAAGCAGGGCGCCUACCGCGAGAUGACGAGCGUCCAGGAGGAGCUGAAGCAGUGGCUAGUCCGUCGCGUCGAGUGCGUCCGCGGCCGUCUCCAGCUGGACGUUGAGAUCUUCCCUGCAUUUGGUUAUGCGACCGAGCCGCACACCACCACUAUCCUGCAGGAGGAGGGUGUCCCGCACUGCAACCAGAGCAAGACGGCGGCGUUCCACAGCGAGAGCACCAAGCUACAGCUCGAUGUCAUCAUCGACCAUGGAGAGGACGGCGACGAUAGCUGGCCCAUCGUCCGUUUCAGGAAAGUCUUGAAGCCCGGCAUGCUCGGCGAGGGCGUCGUCGCCUGUAUCGACAUCAGCGAGGGACAGGCCGUGUCUUUCGUCAUACGGAACGACGUGGAGAAGCACGUCACGGAAAACAUCACAAGCGCCGUGCUCGACACGCAGCAGCACGACACUCAAACGUACUGGUACAACUGGAUCUCCACGAGCAAGUACAAGGGCCGCUGGCGUGAGGUGGUGUCACGCAGCCUCAUGAUCCUGAAGCUCAUGACGUACGAGCCGACGGGGGCCAUCAUUGCAGCCCCGACCUUCUCUAUCCCCGAAGCUAUCGGGGGCGUCCGGGCAAGCAACUGGGACUACCGCUUCUCGUGGGUUCGCGACGCGAGCUUCACCAUCUACAUCCUGCUGCGCCUGGGCUUCACCGAGGAGGCGGACGCCUACAUGGGCUUCAUCAGCGAGCGUUUCCUCAAGUCGCGCGUAGCCGACGGCGGGCUGCCCAUCAUGUUCACCAUCCGCGGCGAGACCGACAUCCCCGAGCGCGAGCUGACGCACUUGGACGGGUACCGGGGCAGCAGACCGGUGCGCAUCGGAAACGGGGCCGCCUUCCACCAGCAAUUCGACAUCUACGGCGAGCUUAUGGACGCCAUCUACCUGUACAACAAGUACGGCAAGCCGAUCCACUGGGAUCUGUGGUGCACGGUCCGAGAGAUGCUCGACUACGUGCUCACCAUCAUGCACCAGCCCGACAUGUCCAUCUGGGAGGUGCGCAACAACAAGCAGAACUUCACCUACUCCAAGGUCAUGCUCUGGGUGGCCUUCGACCGCGGCCUGCGCCUGUCGGAAAAGCGCAACUUCCCGUGCCCCAACAGGGUCAAGUGGCUCGCCGCUCGGGACUCGCUGUACGAGGAGAUCAUGGAGAAAGGCUACAACAAGGAGAUGAAGUGCUUCGUGCAGAGCUACGAGAACAAUACCAUGCUCGACUCGUCCAUCCUGAUCGCCCCGCUCGUCUUCUUCAUCGCCCCCAACGACCCGAGGUUCCUCAACACCAUGGAUCGCAUCAUGCUGCCCCCGGAGAAGGGCGGGCUGACCAGCACCGGCCUGGUGUACCGGUACAACACGGAGGUGUCCGAAGAUGGUGUUGGCGGCCACGAGGGCGCGUUCAGCAUGUGCACGUUCUGGCUGGUCGAAGCCAUGACGCGGGCGUCGGUCUACGAAUCCAAGUACCUCGUGCGCGCCAUCAACCUGUUUGAGAACAUGCUCAGCUUCUCCAACCAUCUGAUGAUGUUCUCCGAGGAGAUCUCGCGGAGCGGCGAGCAGCUGGGCAACACGCCGCAGGCCUUCAGCCACCUGGCCCUCAUCAGUGCGGCCUUUAAUCUGGACCGCGUCUCGGAGCCCAAGAAGUAGUGGGUCGGGCGAGACGUUUGCCACGGUUUGGGUUAUCUGGAGGGAGCUGCCCGUUGGUAGUUACAAGACACUAAAUUGAUUUACGAUUUGUUGUGUAUUCUACAUUAAUGAGUAAAGGCCGGGAUGGCCGC
Molecule: messenger RNA, 2354 nt
Organism: Thermothelomyces thermophilus ATCC 42464
Lineage: Eukaryota; Fungi; Ascomycota; Sordariomycetes; Sordariales; Chaetomiaceae
Product: glycoside hydrolase family 15 protein
Exons: 5
Coding region: 181-2223 (680 amino acids)
Biological process (GO): carbohydrate metabolic process
Molecular function (GO): hydrolase activity, hydrolyzing O-glycosyl compounds
Source: RefSeq, a predicted model, not a curated record